Messenger RNA from Quercus robur (English oak), 1416 nucleotides. RefSeq names its product F-box/kelch-repeat protein At3g23880-like. Bases 1 to 1416 code for a protein of 471 amino acids. Gene Ontology annotation, molecular function: protein binding. The record is from RefSeq and is a predicted model, not a curated record. Lineage: Eukaryota; Viridiplantae; Streptophyta; Magnoliopsida; Fagales; Fagaceae. The transcript has a single exon.
AUGGAAAACCCAAGAAUUUUUUCACAAAACAUUCCAAAAGACAUCGUGCAUGACGUACUAAAAAGACUCCCCGUCAAAUCUCUACAGCGAUUUAAGUCCGUAUGCGAAACAUGGUGUUCUUUGAUUUCAAGUUCUGAGUUUGCCAAAGCACGCUAUGACAGAGCCAACGAGCCUAACAACAACAUGACCCUUUGGAGAUGCGGCUGCAUUGAGCAACGCGAAGAUAUAAAUUCUGGUGUCUUCUCCGCCUGGCUUAAUAUCAUAGAUUACAAUGGCUUCAUGCUUGAGGCGAAAUCUCUCGACUCGUUUAUUGUUGGAAGAGAAACCCCAGAGAUCUUGGGCUCUUGCAACAAUUUGUUACUUGUUUAUUGUUGUUUUUAUCUUUAUCUGUGGAACCCAUCUUCUGGUACACAUGAUAUGUUUGAAUUAGACUAUGAUAGUACGGAUUAUUCUUGUGGUGUACUCAUGUGUGGACUUGGUUAUGAUUCUUCCUCUGAUGAUUACAAGGCUGUGUUGGUAUCUCAUACAGAAAGUCCACCAGGCUCACCCAACAAUGAUUAUUAUACUUUAGAAUCUUUUUCCAUCUCCACCUACUCUUUCAGGACCAAUACUUUGAAAGAAAUUGAUGACAAUGAAUUUCCUUACAAUUUUGAUUCUGACACACAAGGGGUUACUUUGAAUGGAGCUCCCCAUUGGGUUCUUCGCCGUGAAGAAUAUAAUACGGAAGUCAAUUAUAACUCUAUAGCAAUGGUACUGGUUUAUUUUGAUCCGGCUAAAGAACACUUUUAUGAGUUGCCAUUACCAUGCAUGUUAGAUAAGCAUUAUGAGUUUGAGCUGGGGGUUUUAGGUGGAUGCCUUUCUCUAACAUGCGAUGAUUACGACCCCAGUGGAAGCCACUUUGAGACUUGGGUAAUGAAGAAAUAUGGGGUGGAAGAAUCUUGGGAAAAAUUGUUUGUUAUUCCCUAUUUUGAGGAGCAUUUGAGGCCAUUGUGUUUCACCAAAAACGGUGAUGUUUUAAUGGAGGCGAACAGAAAGAAAAUAGUCAUCUACAAUCUUCUAAACAAUUCUAAAAGAACUGUGAUCCCUAAUAUAGAGUCAAAUUAUUGUGGGUUUGGACGGUGUGUAUAUAAUGUGGAUAGUAUGGUUCUUCCAUAUGAUGAGCAAAGGUUAAACCUCUCUCCCCACAAUGAUGAAUUAGCAAUGAACACAGAGUCAGAAGAAUUUGAUGGGUCCCUUAUGAGCACAAGAUCACAACAAAGUGAUGGGAAAAGGCAGAAAAGAGAGAAUAAGUGCAAAAACAAGAUGAGAUCAUUGUCAACGUUCGCAAGGUUUAAUAUAUUUAGAAGAGGGCUACUCCAAUUUUCAACUUCAUUUUGGAAGUCCAACAAAAGAAGGAAAAAUAAUGGCAGGAUUUAG